AUGUCGGCUCACUAUUAUCCCCCCCCGCCUGGCGUGGCAUCAUCAGGCCAGCAAAAGAGCUACCCUCCACCGCCCAUGUCCGCCCCGGCGCACAAGACCCAAUUCUUCCCUCCUCCACCUGCAGCCAGCACAACCGUCCAAAUACAAUAUCCCCCUCCACCCGGCCAGUCCCCAUCUCCAAACCAGCAUGCUCGAACCCAAUCGACGCAUUACCCUCCUCCUCCCUCGACAGCCUCAUCGACCACGGCAGCGGCGUCACCGGAACACUCGUCCCUCCCGAUCCGCACGGCGGCGACACCCGAGUCCGCGCCGUCCGCGAACCAGCAGCAGCAGCAGUUUUCACCACCGCCCACCGCCGAGCAGUGGCCCGACGAGAAGGCGCAGUAUGAAGAGCGAGAGGCGGAAGUCGAAGCGCAGCCGGUCCAGUUUGUCGGCGCGUCAACCGUUGUCGACGAUGUGGGGACUUUUAAUGGGGGGAGUUAUAGGAUUAGCCAUCGGGAUUCGAACACCAUUUUGACGGUCCAGUUGGCCAUCAACUGUCCCUUCAACGCAAAGCCCGGCACCAUGAUCGCCAUGUCCCACUCCGUCAUCCUCCGCGGUUCGCUAAAGUUCAGCGUGAAGAAGCUCAUGGCCGGCGGCGAUUUCGGCCACUCCACCUUCGUCGGUCCCGGCGAGGUCCUCCUCGGCCCUUCCAUGCUCGGCGACAUUACCACCAUCCGCCUCACCGGGAAGGAGACCUGGUCCGUCGGCAUGGAUGCUUACCUCGCCUCGACUCAGGGCGUCAUCCGCGACCAUAAGCGCCAGGGUCUCACGAAGGCUAUGUUCUCGGGUGAGGGCCUUUGGGUGUACAAGGUUAGCGGGACGGGGUUGCUUUGGAUUACUAGCUUUGGCGCUAUCAUCCAGAAGACGCUCGCCGAGGGAGAAAAAUACAUUGUCGACAACGGCCACCUCAUCGCUUGGGAUACCAAAUACGUACUCGAACGCGUGGCCUCGGGUGGUAUCAUCUCAGGAAUUGCUUCCGCCGAAGGUCUCGUUUGCAAGUUUACUGGUCCUGGAACCGUGUAUAUGCAAACUCGCAAUGCUCGAGCCUUUGGUGCGUACAUGACCGGCCAGAAUUACCAAGCGCCAUAA
Scedosporium apiospermum is the source of this 1131-nucleotide messenger RNA. RefSeq lists its product as uncharacterized. The record is from RefSeq and is a predicted model, not a curated record. The coding region runs from base 1 to 1131 and encodes 376 amino acids. The transcript is spliced from 6 exons. NCBI's taxonomy places the organism in Eukaryota, Fungi, Ascomycota, Sordariomycetes, Microascales, Microascaceae.